Molecule: messenger RNA, 1581 nt
Organism: Truncatella angustata
Lineage: Eukaryota; Fungi; Ascomycota; Sordariomycetes; Amphisphaeriales; Sporocadaceae
Exons: 5
Coding region: 7-1581 (524 amino acids)
Biological process (GO): ubiquitin-dependent protein catabolic process; positive regulation of proteasomal ubiquitin-dependent protein catabolic process; protein polyubiquitination
Cellular component (GO): ubiquitin ligase complex; cytoplasm
Molecular function (GO): ubiquitin conjugating enzyme binding; ubiquitin protein ligase activity; zinc ion binding
Source: RefSeq, a predicted model, not a curated record
CAUAAGAUGGCAACUAUUGAGUCCCACCAAGCCACACUGUUGAGCAUAGACGAUGAAAGCCUAGCUCUUAUACUUGAUCUACAGCAAGAAGAUGGAGAGCAUUUUGCUGACAGCGCGAAGGGAAAGAAAAGGGAGGGUGAACUCAAUGAUGCAGAACUUGCACUCCAGAUCUACUUGGAGGAGAUUGCAGGAGCAGCUUCUUUUGCUUUAGAUCGCAGAAUGACUAGAAGUAUCCAGAUGGCUAUUCGGGAUGACGCAGAUGCUUUGAAUCAAGUGGUAAACGCAGAGAAUGCCGCCAAAGACGAUCGAGCUAUGUCAAUCGCCCUCUCGAAUGGGACGAACUUGGCCAACACAAACGGAUCUACAGCCAAUGACUUGGCUGAAGAUAUGGAACUUAUUGAGAAGAUGUCGUGCAUCUAUGUUACCGGGGUCCAUGAUGAAAACAGCGAAGGUGAAUCUAGUGAAGGUCAGGAAACCAAUGCCAGUGACCACGCCGAAAGCUCCGCCUGGGCUGCAUCGCGCCCGCGAAGAUCUACACAGAAACGCGAGUGUGUGUCUUGCGGAGAACACUGGUUUUUCACCGACGUCGCUCGCGCUCCAUGUCAGCAUGAGUACUGCAGAGGUUGUCUGCGGCAUCUCUUCGAGGACGCGAUGGUUGACGAGAGCUUGUUUCCGCCCCGUUGUUGCAAACAACCGAUACCUCUGAACAGGAACAUACUCUUCCUUCCAGAGCGUGUGGUCAUCCUUUUUCGCGAAAAAAGUGUCGAGUUCUCUACACCUAAUCGUACGUAUUGCCAUCAAAAGACCUGCUCAGCCUUUGUGCCUCCGACGGGUUGUGCCAACGGAAUCGCUACCUGUACUCUGUGCGCGGCACAGACCUGUACCACUUGCAAGAGUGAGCGCCACAGCGGCGACUGCCCCCAUGAUGAGGCGCUGCAAGAGGUGAUUACACUUGCUCGUGAAGUUGGGUGGCAGCGAUGCCGAAACUGCUGGACAAUGGUGGAACUAAAUACCGGCUGCAAUCACAUGACAUGCCGAUGUGGUUCGCAAUUCUGCUACAAUUGUGGUAUUAAAUGGAAAGAAUGUAACUGUGAGCAAUGGGACGAGCAUCGCCUGCUGGAACGCGCAGAGGAGAUUGAUGCUCGCGAUCAUGAUCGUCUGGCGGAACUAGUAAUUGGACAGCCCCAAGAGGAACGCCGAAAUACAGAGCGCCGCCAUCAACGCCUGAACAGACUUAUGGAUAACCUUCGAGCUAAUCAUGAGUGCGACCACGAUCGAUGGCGUGGAAGACCCGGACCGCGCGUGUGUGAAGAAUGCAACGACGAGAUGCCCCAAUUCAUUUACGAAUGCCGCCAAUGUCAUAUUUUGGCAUGUCGACGGUAUACAAUGAUCAAUACGUUUGGUUCCACAAGAUAUGUUAUCAGAUACAGAGGAGGAUACGAUACAUAUUUGAGUUUUACUACGUGCCACGGAGUUUGUUCAAAUUUUCUUGUCCAAGUAAUCCCUCUAGCAGGACUUGAUAAGCACAUGGAAUUUGAUCUGUCUAUUCGACAAGUAUAUCGAGGGCAUGUAAUGUGGUAA